GUCCGAAGUAACAACAUUCGGUACACUUGCUAUGUUUUUUAACCUUAAGAGGUGUCAGUUACAAUUCUAAGAUUCAGGUUCCUUGAAAUUCUAUGUAUAUUGGGCAAGGUUUAUGCGAAAUUGUUGAUGGAACUGAUCAAUUUAUUGCAUGUCAAAUUGAAUUUCAUAAAUUUAUACGGUAGUUGAUAGUUCUGGUCAGUGGUUGUUCAAAUUUUGGAUUUUAUUGCAGUAAAAUCCCUUCUAUUUAUUGAUUCGUUGGGCCAUUUGUAGUUGCAAUUCUCUGACUACACUCUGCUGCUUCUUCGAUACAUUGUUGUGGUUUUUGGGUGUUGGUGCAUACUCUGAUAUGCAUAGACAGUUAUGCAGUUGCAGAUUUGGACAUUCCGGGAUGUCCUGUGUGGCAGAUAGAUUACUGUACCAUUCUUAUUUUCUAUUUUAUAGUAAAAUUGUGUGGCCUCUGACUCUAUGUUCAUUUCACUUUUUGGACUUGUUAUUCCGAAUGCAUUGAACUCUCUUUCUUGGGAUAUUAGGCAGCUUCUCUAUAAAGUUCCCUAAUGAGUCUCUUAAUGAUUUCACCCUUCAUCUGCCGCCCUGUGUUCUUUUUUCUGACUAGAGAAGAAGGAACCUAGCAAGACAAGGAAAGGUGGGAAUUUAGCACCAAAACAAGGAUAAAAGGUAUGAUUUCCUUUCUGUUUUUUCCUAUGUUUGUGUUGUAUGUAAUAUUCUGUGUUAAAUGGAAAGAAAAUGGGCCUUAUUUGGCCUGUUUGUGGUUGUUUAUGUUUUAGGGGAAGAGAAUGAACACCGAGAUGCUUGAGAAUGUUAGUUGUCAUGCCCUUCAGAUUAUCACACUCUGAGAUUCACUCUAUACCACCAAAAAUUGACAAUUCACUUUGAAUUGUUCAAUUCCUAUACACUCUCUUGAAAUUACUUAAUGUCAUAGUACUUCUUUCUCCAGUAAUUUUGCAAGCUUUUAGUUUUAUUACUCCUUCGUUAUCAAAUAGAUGAUCCAAUGUAUAUAUCAUAUUUAUACGCGAAGCGAGGCGAGCGGGGUAUGACUAGUUAUAAUUAAAAGGUAAUGAUGCACUUACUUCAUUUUUAUAGAAAAGAAGGGUUUGUAUGUUUUGAGAUUUGAGACGUUAUCUUCAGUUUCUUGUUGUCUUUUCACUCUUUUGCAUGUUUUGAGAUUUGAGAAGUUAUCUUAAGUGUCUUGUUGUCUUUAGUACAUUCAAAUUGUUGAAGUUAAACCCAAUCCUACUUAAUCAUGUCAGCAAAAAUAAAAAAGUUAAAGUGACGAUAUUUCACUUGCAUUUUCACUUUUUGUAUUUCAUACGAUGAAAAAAUGUAUUUUUUUUAUCAAGCGCGGUGUGUGACCAUGGCACACAGUGACACACAAGUUUAUAUGAAGUGUUUUUUGUGUGAGUUCUAAACUUGUUAGUUGAAUUAUCUUUGCACCGUUAUAGGCGUUUGUUUGUCUUAAUAUUCCUAGUGCACAUUUCGACAUGGAAUCUUUGAAAUGCAUUGGUGCAUACCAUUGAUUGUGAAGUCUUCGUUGAUUUUAAAUAAAGGAAGAACUCUUAAGAAUGAGAUCAUCCGAUGACGCCUCUACAAUGAUGGCAUCAUUUGUCAAGGCUUAACAAGCUCUCGUGUCAUGAGAGACUUAUGUAGUCAUGCAUCAAAUUUUAUAAAACCAUCUCCAUUGCUAAAGUUUAGCAAUUGAGGUAGAGGGUGAGGUGGCACUUGUGUGUAGGCCUGUCUAUUCGGUUUCGGGUUUUCGGUUUAACCCGAACCCGAACCAAUAUAAACAGACUCGGUUUCGGUUUUUUCGGGUUCAACCCGAGUAACACACAGCAGCGGUUUCGGUUUACCAAAACCCGCAAAACCGAAAACCCGCAAACCCGAUAGCAUAUUAGCAUCGCACGCUGUCGUUUUGGCUUUUGAUAGCAAGAGCAACCCUCGGCCCUCGCUUCAGCCCUAGCCUUCAGCCAUUCCGUCGCCGUCUCUUCGAUUUUGGAAAACGAAACAGAGGACAGAGCCUCCUCCUCGGCCCUCGCUUCAGCCCUUCACCUCGUGCCGUCGCCGCCAUCAUCGUCCUCGCCGCGCCGCCAUCAUCGUCCUCGCCGCGCCGCCAUCAUCGUUCACCACCAUCAAGACGAAAACCAAUUUCAGAAACAGGGGGAUUGCGACAAUGGAAUCCCAGGGAAGUGAGGCACCAUCGGUGUCUCGUCCUAGACGUGGAGGACGCUCUAAGAGUACCAGCAUUCCUGCUCCUGCACCGUCUUCUGCACCGUCUUCCGAUCCUGCUCCUGCACCGUCUACCAGUACCACCAAUGUACCUCCUGCUCAAACAAUAGACGAGGAGACAAUUUCAAGAAAAAGACUAUGUCGACAACAAUUCCGAUGAGAAUGAUGAGACUUAUGUAGAUGUAGAGUCUGAUGAGGAGUGAUAAUGGUAAUAGUAUUUAUCUUGUAUGGUGGAUGAAUUUUUAUUUUACUUGGAUGUUAUCAUUUGAGAAUUGUAAAACUAAUGUGUUUAAUUACGAGUUGAACUUGGUCCCCCAUAAACAAAAUGAGGUAAGCAACUCAUGUGAAACAAUUCAUAAAACGGUAGAUUUUGCACACAAUCAUCUCAAAAAAUUUAAAAAAAACCCCAAACAAUCUCAAAAUAAAUAAAAACUUAACCCCUCAAUCGUCACCUUUCCUUCUCUAACUUCUUAAUUAUGAAUUUUUAAAUCAAACUCGUCUCAUCUAAAUGAAAUUAUAAUCAAGGAUUGAAAAACGGUAUCUUUUUUGGAUGAUAGCAUGACACAGAUUUUUUAUUUUGCACUUAAAUUCUGUUUUGAUGAUUAACCAUAAUCAAAGCUCCCAAAAUAGGAAAUUGAUUAGUCGAAUUUACUUACUAAACUGUCCCUCCCAAUUUAUUUUUCCCCUAGUCUCCUAGUCAACUAAUUACCAUGAUCAUCGACGAGUUUGACUAAAUUUAAAUUACCAAACCCAUUACCGACAAAAGUUUCCAUUUCCUCUCCCUUUAAUUCUUCUUCCUUGCCAUAUUUUGCCCAUUCUCUAUAGUUAUAGAAUACAUAAAAUUAAAUAUUUUAAUAAUUAACUAAUAAGAAUAAAAUUGUUUGUACAAACAAAAGAAUGUACAAAUAAUAAUAAUUUUUUAAUAAUUAACUAAUAAGAAUAAAAUAGUAUGUUUUAUGUUUAAGAAUGUACAAAUAAUAAGAAUAAAAGUGUUUGUAUAAACAAAAGAAUAUAAAAUUCAAAGUACAGAAAUAGUAUAUAAAAAAACCGGUUCGGUUUCGAGUUCACCCGAACCGAAACCGCCAGCAAUUUUUUCGGGUUUCUGAACCCGCAACCCGCAGAACACAAGAUUCGGUUUCAGUUUCGGGUUUGAGGGAGGCGGGUUCGGGUUUCGGUUUUUUGCGGUUUUCGGGUUCGGUUACCCGAACCGAACCGACAGCCCUACUUGUGUGGCAAUUGCUAGGGAUGGAGGGGUUCUUUCUAAACUGGCAAGCUUGCGACCAUCUCCAUUCCUGAAAUAGGUUAGCCAUUUCAUAAAUGGACCCCACAACCACAUCACCAACUUUAGCAAUUAUUCAAUUCAACCAUUUCAAACCACCUACAUCCCUACAAUAGGUUAGCAAUUGCAAUUGAUGGGACCUACUACAUAUUUUUUUUUUUCUUAACAAUACUUUUGCAUAAUAGAUAAUUGACUUUUGAAAAUUCAAUGAACACAAAUACAUAGCAUACACCAAAUAUAAAUUAAGAGAAAAUGCAUACAGAAAUACAAAAAAAGCAAAACGAAAUUAAGUUCUUGAAUAAUUGUUGUGGGUGUGUAUUUUGCAUAAAUUUCAUUGCUUUCUUGAUGUAAUAUGAAUGGUGUGUACUUUUAGUGUGAUUUCUUUCUAGUUUUGUGCAUGGAUCUUUAAUGAUUAAGUAUACAUCUUUGUAAUAAUUGUCAAAAAAAUCUUUGUAUUGAGUUUUUAUGUUUAAUAUAAUUAAAAUAUAAUAUAUGAUUUUAAUUUAUUAACAACUUAAAAAAAUCAACAAAUCAUAAGUACAAGAAUUAUUAAGUUUAACAAUUUAUGUGUACAAACUGGGUAGAAAAGAAAGAAAGAAAAAAGAAAGAAUUUGAGUGCAUGAAUGUGUGGGUCCAAUUACCUAUGUGAUAUUGCAAGAAGAGAUUGCUUAUUUAGCAAUCUUUCUAAAUAAGAAAGAAGUCUCACAUCCUUGCAAUUGCUUAAAGCUAUUGCAACAUGGGAUUCCACCCAAUAAGCAAUUGCAAUAAGG
Molecule: messenger RNA, 4290 nt
Organism: Linum trigynum
Lineage: Eukaryota; Viridiplantae; Streptophyta; Magnoliopsida; Malpighiales; Linaceae
Source: the annotation of a GenBank genome assembly